AUGCCAUUGAGAGUAGUCAUCGCACACUUCCACAGCGGCAUCGGACCAUACGGCGUCCGCCCAUACCAGUGGCACCUCUGCAUCGAGACAGGGCACGACCGCCACGGGUUCGUCGAGGCCACCACGUUCUACAUCCGAGGCUCGUCCGCAGGUGGCUUCCGGUACGAGUGGCGCGAGCGCGUACGCUACAAGAAGCUCGAACAAUAUCGUGGGUCGGUCUGCAUCGGGAUGAUCAGCUCUAGGCGGUACCUGGACGCGGUAGCUCUCAUGGAGGAGGUCAGGACGGCGGACGGGAGCGAGCGUGCGACGCAGAGUUGGGCGUAUGCAGCGGCGCGCAAGCUGUCGGCGCACGGCUUGAUGGGGGAGUUGUGCGCGUUGGAAUUUAUUUGGGACCAGCUGCAGCGGGGGGAGCGCGCUUGGGAGAGGGGCGAUGACUAG
Molecule: messenger RNA, 438 nt
Organism: Trametes versicolor FP-101664 SS1
Lineage: Eukaryota; Fungi; Basidiomycota; Agaricomycetes; Polyporales; Polyporaceae
Exons: 1
Coding region: 1-438 (145 amino acids)
Source: RefSeq, a predicted model, not a curated record